CAUAAUAUGAACACAUUCAGUCGGAAAUAGGUUUUGACAAGGUCGUCAAUGUUUGUAUAUUAAAGGAAAAAUGGCUUCAAUAAUAAAAGUCAUUGGAAACGUUCGAAGGAUAAUUUCUCACAACAAUGGGAUAAUUGGAAGUUUUCUAAAGAUGUUUCGACAUGAUGACUUAAAGUGGGGAACACUGGUUGGCGAGGACAAAUAUGGCAAUAAAUAUUAUGAGAAUAAUUACUACUUCUUUGGUAAAAAUAGAUGGGUAUCCUAUCCUCAGUCAUCAGGAUUUGACUUUGAUGCAAGUGAAAUUCCCCCAGAAUGGCACAGAUGGAUGCACUAUAUGACAGAUGAUCCACCAACCAAAGUGCCUUUACCCCAAAGAAAAUGGAUGGCUGAUCAUACAAUGAAUCUUACAGGGACAAGCAGGGAAUAUGUCCCAUACAGCACCACACGGCCCAAAAUACAAUCCUGGGUGCCCCCAAAAUCAUCAGACUAGCCCUUGACAAUUUUAGACACCAAACUAUGGCUUUGUUUUGAAACAGGUCUUAUUCGUGCUUACACAGCCAAGCCAGAUGAUUAUUGUUGUAAUAUAAGCUAUUGAAUUUAUCUUUGUACAUUGCAUGCUUUGGUAUUUGCUGCAACCAGACUUGUUUGAAUAAAGGAAAUACGCUAAUA
Molecule: messenger RNA, 669 nt
Organism: Biomphalaria glabrata
Lineage: Eukaryota; Metazoa; Mollusca; Gastropoda; Planorbidae
Product: NADH dehydrogenase [ubiquinone] 1 alpha subcomplex subunit 12-like
Exons: 4
Coding region: 71-490 (139 amino acids)
Biological process (GO): mitochondrial respiratory chain complex I assembly; response to oxidative stress
Cellular component (GO): membrane
Source: RefSeq, a predicted model, not a curated record